AUCUCUCUCGGUUCUUCAUUCCAAUCUAGACAAUUCUAACCAUGGGAUCCUUUUGGACAACCAUUUUUCUGAUGCUGGCUUGUUUUAUCUUGUCUGCCAGUCCACUGAAGAACUACAGCAGCGCAUUGGCAAAGUCCAUCUUGUUUUAUAACGCACAAAGAUCUGGCAAACUUCCAGCCAACAAUCCCAUCCCAUGGAGGGGUGACUCAGCUCUCAAUGACUGUGUGGUGGGUGGAUGGUACGACGCUGGUGACUACCUGAAGUUGGGAUUGCCUCUGUCCUAUACAACUACCGCAUUAUUGUGGUCCAUCAAUAGGUUUAGCGAUGGCUAUCAAAGAGCUGGUCAACUCACACAAAUGUACGACAUGAUUAAAUGGCCCCUAGACUACUUCCUAAAGGCCUGGCGCCCUGCUCAGAACGAGCUGGUGGUUCAGAUUGGGGAUUCCACUGACCACUCCUAUUGGGGGCGUGCUGAGGAGAUGACGAUGACCAGGCCAUGUUUUAAGAUCAAUACAGUUACUAAGGGUAGUGAUAUAGCUGCUGGAACAGCCGCUGCUCUAGCCGCAGGAUCCGUUGCAUUUAUGCUAAAGGGUGACCUAGCUUACAGCAAUCAACUCCUCAAUGCAUCCAAAAGUUUGUAUACUUACGCCAAGGCAAACAGAGGCGUGUUCACUGGCUCUGCUGAGUUUUAUGGCUCCAGUGGGGACAGGGACGAACUUUGUGAGGCAAGUAUGUGGCUCUACAAGGCAACCAGGGGAGUUAAUUAUCUGGCAGACGCGAGAACUUUUGUCGAUAUGGAGACUAGCUGGGCUUACAGUUGGGACGAGAAAAUAGUUGGCUGCCAGUUGAUGUUGUAUCAAGAGACAGGGGAAACACAAUAUAAAGACUUCGUGGUGUCUUACUUCACUGCCUGGAUGCCAGGUGGAACUGUUACCUACACACCUUGUGGUCUGGCCUGGAGAAGUGACUGGGCCUCUAACAGUUACGCUGGAAACUCAGCAUUUAUCGCCCUGGUGGCUGCAGAUUCCGGCAUCAAUGCCGCUUCUUACCGGAAGUGGGCAGUAGAACAGAUAAACUACCUACUCGGGGACAAUCCUCACAGCGGUGGUUGCUAUAGUUAUGAAGUGGGUUACGGAAGCAAAUAUCCUCUGCAACCUCAUCACGCUGGAGCCUCUUGCCCUAACAAACCUGCAACCUGUGACUGGAGCCAGUUCAGUUCGACUGCUCCGAAUCCCCAGACCCUGCAUGGUGCUCUAGUGGGAGGACCUGACCAGUACGACAACUUCCAUGACGUCAGAUCCGACUACAUACAGAAUGAAGUUGCUGACGACUACAAUUCUGGCUUCCAGGGGGCGCUGGCUGGCAUCCUUCACGUUCAAGCCAUCAAUCAAUUUCCAGCAACAAGCAAUAAAUGUCCUUGCGCUGCCUAGAAUGCAUUUAAACUACAAUCACUUUGACUGACAUGUAACAAGGAAAACCAUUUGUAGGUUAUAUAAUUUUU
Molecule: messenger RNA, 1501 nt
Organism: Biomphalaria glabrata
Lineage: Eukaryota; Metazoa; Mollusca; Gastropoda; Planorbidae
Product: endoglucanase E-4-like
Exons: 7
Coding region: 42-1430 (462 amino acids)
Biological process (GO): carbohydrate metabolic process
Molecular function (GO): hydrolase activity, hydrolyzing O-glycosyl compounds
Source: RefSeq, a predicted model, not a curated record